Molecule: messenger RNA, 568 nt
Organism: Drosophila suzukii
Lineage: Eukaryota; Metazoa; Arthropoda; Insecta; Diptera; Drosophilidae
Source: RefSeq, a predicted model, not a curated record
AACUUCAACAAUGGAGGCACCCUAUACUGUAUUCCUUAGAACUUAAAACAUGACGAAUUUAAUUAGAUACCGGAGAAACGUGCCAAGAUGCGGUUGGUUUUUUGUACCUUCUUCUGUGCCAGCAGACAGUAUUUUCGAUGAGAAAAGUGCACCAUGCAGUGGCUCACGAUGGAUUCCACAAUAUCGAAAAGGAGAGACGCUGCAGAAAUUGGCCAGCACGUGUGAGGUCUCAUCAUAAACGACAUAACCCAGUCUGAGUGUUACCAAUGUCGGAAUCGCACGCGAUCAUUAUUUUCCCCGUUGUUAAAAUCAUUCGCAGUGCAAUAAAUGUCUCAGAACUCGACGAACAAUGGGAAACGGAAACCUUGUCCGUCUAUAUCUAUGGAUCACUGAUUAAUUGAUCAUUUUAAAGGUUCCGAAUGCAUAAUUGAUAAUACUAUUAACAUUUACUGACUCGCUGAGAAUAUUUCUCUUGACUACAAGACAGAUUUCUGAUCUAAUUGUUGCUAAUCCAGUGUCUUAGGAGAAAUUACUUUUGCCAAUAAAAAUCUCUGAACUUUCCAGUUAA